This is a messenger RNA of Diospyros lotus (date-plum), 1363 nucleotides long. RefSeq names its product bidirectional sugar transporter N3-like. The coding region runs from base 110 to 1030 and encodes 306 amino acids. Gene Ontology annotation, molecular function: sugar transmembrane transporter activity. The transcript is spliced from 6 exons. Gene Ontology annotation, biological process: carbohydrate transport. Lineage: Eukaryota; Viridiplantae; Streptophyta; Magnoliopsida; Ericales; Ebenaceae. Gene Ontology annotation, cellular component: membrane. The record is from RefSeq and is a predicted model, not a curated record.
UCUGCAUGAUAUUUGAGCAAACAGAAGCUAGCUAGGGUUUCUACAGAGGCCCUCUAAGCUUAUAAAGAAAACCAGAUCACGAAGAGCUUCAACGACUUUAAUUCAAGAGAUGGCUUUGUUUGCCGUUCACCACCCUCUAGUGUUUACGUUUGGCGUCUUGGGCAACCUUGUUUCUAUUUUGGUCUACUUCGCUCCCUUGCCGACGUUUGUCGACAUCUACAGGAAAAAAUCAACUUUGGGGUACCAAUCCCUCCCCUACGUGGUGGCUCUCUUCAGCGCCAUGCUCUGGAUGUACUAUGCCUUCCUCAAGCCAGAUUCAUCCCUUCUCAUCUCCAUCAACUCCUUCGGCUGCGUCAUAGAAACAAUCUACAUCGGCCUCUUCCUCGCCUACGCUUCGAAAGAUGCCAGGAACCACACGGUCAAGCUGAUUGCUGCUCUGAACAUGGGGUUCUUCUCUUUGAUCCUUCUUCUCACUCUCUUUCUAGUCCAAGGCGGCACCCGAACGCAGGUUGUAGGAUGGAUUUGUGUUGGCAUCUCAGUCGCUGUUUUUGCAGCUCCUCUAAGCAUUGUGCUCCAGGUUGUCCGAACUCGGAGCGUCGAGUACAUGCCGUUUUCCCUCUCUUUCUUCCUCACACUCAGUGCGACCAUGUGGUUCACCUAUGGACUACUCCAGAGGGACAAGUGCAUUGCUAUCCCAAACGUUUUCGGGUUCUUCUUGGGGCUGCUCCAGAUGAUGCUGUACGGAAAGUACAGAAACACGAAGAAGCUGGCGGAGGAGAAGAAGCUGCCGGAGCAAAUCAUUAACAUAGUGAUCUUAGGAGCCUCCGAAGUCCAUCCCGAGGUGCCAGCCCCUGAAACCGACAACGAAAAGGCUACUGCUCAGACGAUGAGUGCUGACGAAGACGAAAAGGAAGAAAAAGAACAAACCGACAUCCACGACAAAAGCGCCGCCGCUCCGACUCCAAUCGCCGAACCAAGCCACGCCAUUGUGCAGCUGGAACAACCCGUGCUUGUCAUGUGCGCAGCUUGAAGGUUCAAGGUAAAUUUGAUGUAUGCAAUGUAACCGAAACAAAUCAGCUAUAUACUACUAUAGGUUUCGCCUAUGCGAGUUCAAGAAAUCAAUGUGGUUGUAAGCAUCAAAUUAAUGUGUUUCUUAAUUUGUUGUUUCUUUUUGGGUCUUCAAUUGGCAGUGUUUGAAGAAGACGAAAGAAGAGAGUUGAUCAAAUCAGAAUUAAUUCCUAUUUUGUUGUACCCAAGAAUAAUAAAAUGGAUCCCAUUUUGGUUGGGCCAGGAGAUGAGAAUUCGUUGAUGUGACUGUACAUAAUUUGUUUUUGCCUACGAAUUAUGAUGAAGAUGGGAAGCG